This is a messenger RNA of Meira miltonrushii, 4170 nucleotides long. RefSeq lists its product as uncharacterized. Lineage: Eukaryota; Fungi; Basidiomycota; Exobasidiomycetes; Exobasidiales; Brachybasidiaceae. Gene Ontology annotation, cellular component: nucleus. Gene Ontology annotation, biological process: transcription by RNA polymerase II. The coding region runs from base 17 to 4114 and encodes 1365 amino acids. The record is from RefSeq and is a predicted model, not a curated record. The transcript has a single exon.
GAUCACUACGACAAACAUGUCUGAUUUAGCAAGACAGCAAAUUAGACCUAGCCUGUCUGAUUUGAGAGAUCUUCCACCAGAGUAUGAUAUAGUCGAUGACGAUGAGGAGGAUAGCUUACACAGCCAAGAGGAUGGAGAACCUACACAUGCACCUGCAGCCACAGCGAGUCGAUCACUGCCUCCGACGAUUGGAGCAGAAGUGAAACCUGGUCCGUCUUCUGUCCUAAAGAAAGAUCCAGAUAAUGGAGCAAGGAAGUCCAAAACGGUCAGGAUAGAAGAAAGUCCAGAUGUACAAGGCGGGAGAAAGAAUCCAAACCAAGCACGACAACAACGAUUCACCAUUCCGCUUGAAGAAGAAGACUACGACGAAGAAGCUCCCGGUAUUGAUGCGGGUGGAGCAUCUGCUUCUUUCCUGCCUCUUAUAGGCACAAUCCAGGAACGCAAACCCGUCAAUCAUUCCACUUCAGCAUCAAAAUCUGAUCGAGCCGGUCAAUCACGCUUUGCGGCUCGAAGACAGCUUGACCGAGAUGCAGGCAUUGCAAAGCCGGUGCAACAAGGGCAUCCAACAAAAAAGCCUGCUCAAGCUGCAAAGCCCAGCGUUGAUGAUGAAAUUUGGCUAGAUGAAGAUGGCAGUCCAAUGUCUGCAUUUCGAAAAAAUCGUUUGUUAAAGCAAGGCUUACGUCCGCCGAGCAUUCAAGCAGUAUCGAAGGAACAGCCUACAAGCAGCAUCACCCAGAUUUCACAAGGGAACAGUAAUGCUAUCGAAGGCAGCUUGGAAGCCCUGAUGAAGUCUAUUGCAGCUGAGAAUGAGGCAAAGAUAGCAGCAAUGUCAGCCGAUGAAAUAGAGCAUGAUAUGCAAGAUAUCAAGGAAGCCUUUGGAUCGAAUAUACUGGAGCUACUAAAAAAUCGGCGAAAGAAGGCUGAGGAGAAGAACCAUGAUGCAGCUGUAUCAACUACAUCCAUCGAGCCUAAAACAGAUGCAUUACAAGCAGAAACACCUGAAGAACAAUCUCCUGAAUAUAUACGGCAGAAAUACUUCCCUCAUGAGCCUAAAUGGAUGCCAGAUGCACUGAAAUGGACGCAAGAUCAGACAGAAGACGAGAAUCAUCCUUCCACAUUCCGCUUUGACUUUUCCGGAAAAGUUAUUGAUACGAGCAUUGAGGAUAAUACAACACGACUUGCAGGUCUACAUAAUCAUGGACAAGAUCAAGAUAAGCCGGGAUAUACGAUACAAGAGCUAUUACAUCUUUCGAGAAGUACAGCCUCUUCUCAAUGCAUCAUAGCUCUUCAGACGCUCGGAAGGAUUGCCAUGACGUAUCAAGAAGUCGAUGCGGGAGCGUUGAUAACAGACUCACCUAAUCAAAAGAUCUCGAAGGAAGUUAUGUCGACCAAUCUGCGCGGUCAAGCAUGCAUCACUGCUUUAUGGUACGUUGAAGACAGGCGACCGAAUGUGAGGUCAGCUGCUUUGACUUGCAUCAGAGAGUGCUUAUCGUCUAGGCUGGGUGGUCCUGGUACCUUACCUCUUCUGGUAGAAGUUCCAUUGUGCCGAUCAAAACCGCAAGCUAACACAGAUAUCACUCAACCUUCAGAAGAUGAAGGAGUUGAAGAGAAGAAAAAGAUCCCAACCAUCGAUGAUCGUGAAGUGCUACGCGAGGCUGUUAAUGCUUUGUUGAGCUCUCUACACUCUCCUGUUACGACCUUAUCUGAAGCUGUUCACUCGUUGCAGAUCCUCACGCAGCUUGCCAGUAGGUCGAGAGAUAUGUGCAAGGCAAUUCUGCAGAAUCCAUCACAAUUUCUCGGCAUUCUACACAAAUAUCUUCUAAAACAGACCUGGUCAGCCAAAGAAGGAGAUGUGAAAGCUUCCAUUCUCGCGCUCAAGCUCGUCUUAUGCUUGAUCGCAGGCGGCAGAGAGCUAGCACUUAUUCUUUAUGAUGGCGGCAUUACCUCCAAGCUUAUUCAUUUCAUUGCCAUUCCACCUUGGUCUGCACCUACAAGUGCACAAGCUCACUCUUGGAAGCAUAUGGACCUUACUUUGCGCGUAUACGAUGGACUUGGCCGAUAUGGCAUUGGUGCGAAUACAUAUAGCAACAGUCAUACAGCCUUUAUCGGCGUCGAGGAAUGGAUAAGUCACUUUGAAGUGGAAGAUAGCCCUUCCCCUUUACGCUCUUUACAGCUUCAAACCUUACAAUCUGCUUUGCGAUUGUUUUCUAGUUGGACUGUUUGUGCUACUGAUGCCCAUCAAACGCAUGGUCAUCACGAUAUCACUUGGAGUCAAGUCUCAGAAUGGUUUGAGCUGAGCACCGCAAUGCUGGAGCGUUUCUCAAAUAUAGCCAUAGAAGGAGGUGACGUGCUUACGUUGUCUGCACAAGGAGAUGCUAUCAAUCUCUUGGAAGUAUGGAAAGCAGGCGCCAAUGCUAAUCGCAUCGAAGACUUGCGAAACGUCAAGUCAAAGGAAGGCGUGAUCGUUGGUGAGGCUACCAAAUUCUUUUCCAAUAUCAAAGCAAGCAUGACCGUCCAUACGGAUAUGCUUCUCAAUGCAAUGAAAAGCAGGAAAGGAGAACCGUUUUGGCUUUCGCAAUUGCCGGUCCUUAUCAAUAUUAGUCAACUAUGUCAAGCUGCCAAUGCGGCCGUUGGAUUCACCAAAGACUCAACAGCGAUUUCCAGUGAACUACUUUCGAUCACUGCAUUGCUGAUGCGAGAGAUUCCAUGGCAACAUCUCUCUAAUCAAUCUGCCAUUCAAGCUGGCGUGACAGAGGUGCAAAGAUCUAUCGUAGAAUUCAUUAUCCAGGCUUACGUGAAUCUGCAAGCUGUCGAAGCAGGAGAGCUGCAAUGGUUGCAGCUUCUCACAAUAUCGCCACCGGGAACCGAAGCGGUUGUUAGAGAUGCACUGCUCAAAUACCUUCCCGUCCAGUUGGGCGACGAUGGGGCAAAGGAACUGAAGAUUUUGUCUCCUUUCUUAGUUGAGCUUCUUCGACAGAAGAAAGAGGAAAACGUUGCUCCGCUUCGUCCUUCAGUUGAUUCAUUGAAAAAGACGACUACUUUGUUCACCAUUUGUUAUUCAAGUAUCGAUGAAGAAGACGAGGAAGUGGAGACGGAUCCAGUUUCCGGAGUUCCAUUAUGGAAAUGCGCAAAUUCCGGUUUGCCUUUACGGAAAGAUUGGCCUUUCGUUGCUUUUGAUGAUUUACUGCAUUCUGGCAAUUGUGCUUCUUUACACAGACCAAACGCACUAUCAGAAGACUGGGACGCAAACGAGCUAGAAAUCGUUCGAAGCUCUUUAUCGCUUGCUUUACGUUUAUGGGACAGCGAUACUCAAUCUACAUCGUCUCUCCCUUCGUCAUCUGAAGUAUAUCUGGGUAUAAUGAAAGUGUUCAUGCUGGAAGAAGAAACUGGAGAUACCCGUGCAACCGGAAAGAUUACCGGUCGUGAUCUGUAUCGAGAUGAACAAGUUUCAGAUUCGUUGGACAAGCUUUUCAAGCUUGCCAACAUAUUACACUUUAAUGAAGAUUCGAUGCAAAGUGAAAAUCUUGAAAAUGCUUGUCAUCGUCAAUUUGGAACUUUGCUUCCCUUUUAUCAAUUGUUUACGGAUCUUUUGGGUUUGUACGAUGGUAUUUCGUUUGGAAUGGAAUUGUUUGGGAGAGCGAUCUUGGUACCUCUGCAAAUGCGUUAUGCUGUGGAGUAUAGGAGAUUAUUAUGGAUCGAUUAUGCACAUUAUCUCAAAACGAUCACGACUACAGCACAAGAUGCACCAAAUGGAAUUCAAGCAUACAUUUCUGAACAAGAGGUUGAUGAUAGCGUAAUCCGAGGAAUGUCAUUGGCUUUGCUUAGCGGUCACGUUCAAAAGGUAAGGAAUGGCUUCCUUUUUGCUGUUGCGAUCAAUCAACUUGCAAGCCUGAUUUGGACAACAAAAGACUCGAAUCCUAAAUCGAAUGCAAGGGCAAAUCAACUGACAAAAGCACUUUUCCGAGAUUUACAAGGAAACAACACGUCUGAGAUACCCUAUAUAGCAGAGAUGAGACAGGCUAUAGUGGAAUGGGAGCCUAAGGGGCAAGUUCUGCCUGAGACAGAAAAGCAAGAGAGACUUGCUUUUAUUCUACAUAAUUGUAAUCAAGAUUGAAGUUCUUUAUCAUAUGUACACUAUUUCAGCAAACAAUUCAUGCAUUCGAACCCAUC